AUGAAGGUGGACAAAGGCGUCAGUACCAACGGUACGCUGGAGGACCUGAGCCGGGCCAUCCAGUUCGAAGCCGUCUUUUCGACGCUCGUCGAGAACAAGAUACUGGCCAUCAAGCGCGAGUGCGAACUCAAAAAGCGCCACAAGAAGUCGCGCCUCCUGCGGCGAAUCCUUUUCGGUCGGAAGGUUUCGUCAGGUGGCACAGCUAGUGGGUGUUGUCACCGGGAGGUGUCCGCCAGCAACAGCAGUACAGAUGGUGCCGCAGUCGAUGAGCCACCUUACCAACUGCGGCCCAAUGGAACAACCAGCGGAGGUGAACUGCAGCUAUCGGAAGGUUCUGGCGCGAAUGGUUGCUACGGUUAUGGGCGCACACGGUCGGAAGCAAACCCUACGGCUGAGCAUUCUACCGUCAGUGAUGGUGCUGAUGAAGUCAUCGUCGAGAUCGGAGAUCUUUCCUCACUCGUGGAUGCCGAAGGUAAUGUGGUUGUGACAUCACACGUGAACGCAGACCCUCACGUGUCUGAUGACGCCGACACGUUGCAUGCGACGUGCGAACCUGCUACGGUCUCCCGAACAUCUGCAGUCUCCAGGUCAUCCAUCGUGGAGUCGGCUUCAACGAAGAGCCCGGAAUCGGUGGAACAUCGCAGCCGAACUUCCAUUGGUAAACCUCGAAAGACAUCACUGCUAGAGCCAGUUUCGAUCGAAAUCGAACCGGAAUCGGACGUGCUGAGUGGCCACUAUGAUCUCGAAGACACUGCCACAAAUGUGUCCAUCGAGUUGGACGGCGUCAGUGAUGUGUCGGACAUGCGACGCAGCAUCGCUUCGGAGCCUAUUUCAAUUAUUAAGAACGCGCAACGAUCCCGGUUCGCCAUUGGGUCGUAUUUAUCCGCAGGUCACGCAGUCGCCAAUCGUUUGCGAAUGCUUGAAGCGAAGUCGAUCAGCGCUCAGAAUAGCCCGGUACUGCCACGUCAGAAACCAGCCGCCGAGGGACGUCACCUGACGUUUAGUACGGCUACCUACCAGCAGGCGGCGCCCUCGUCGGCCAACGCGAGCGCUAUCGACUGUGAUACCUCGUUCGUGGUAGAUCUCAGCCGGUCCGAUCGGGAUCAACAACAGCAGCAGCAUAACUCCACUGUGAUAGUGAAGGACAAGCCGGCCAGUCAGGCGGCUAGUGGCGGCAAAAAGUCGACCCUAGUUCUAGGCGAUAAUAGCAGUAGUAGUAGCGCUAGUAAGAGAAACAAAUUACCGCAACCCGCCAGUGCGCCCUCGCCGCCUCCGCUGGGACUCAUCGAAAGCUUUAAUCAGCUGACGGCAUCCAAUCUACCUGUGAUAGCAUCUUCCGCACGACAUUCGCCGCCGGUUAGUGAUCUGGUCAAGUUACAGCAGCACCACCACCAUCACCACCCACACAACGGUCGCCACCAACCGCACCGACCGUCGUCACCUUCGAUCGCCCUUGAUUCCUCCUCCUGCCGGGGUGAUGCGUUUCCGGUACCAAGCUCACUGCACUCACCUGUCGCAUCGCGAAGAGCUAGCAGCAGUACCGUAGUUCCGACAUUCGGUGAAGAACCGCGUGCAGUGGCUAACGUGGCAUCCAGCACGCAACCGCUAGUCGGUGCUACUCAACCGACCGUGCGGAAACAACGCAACUUCCUGCGCCAGUCAAGCUGCGACGUGGAGCUCCACUAUCGGUCCAGUAACACCGGGUCGAGGCGCUCGAGUGCCAAGGAGCAUCACACUCAUCGUAAGGGCAGCGCGUUCGGUUGCGGUGACGAUUACUCCUCGUACGUGAUGGGCUACGACAUCAACGAGAGUGACGAGGAAAAGCUCAACAAGCGGAAGUACAAAUAUCUGAAACGAUGCUCGGAUCCGGUCAUCGUGUUCCCGUCGACGAGCAGUGGAGCCGGCACUGGAGGGAGUGGUGCCGUCGGUGGCAGUGGCCUCCAGCAUUGCAUCCUCAGCCGUCCUCCGAAUCAACCGCUUCAAUUCCCCUACGACGAAGACUUCAUGUACGAUGUUUCACUGCAAAUUGAAUCCGACCGUCACGGGGAGCUGGAUUCAAUAGUGCCUGAACAGAGAAGGAAGCAUAAACACAGCAGACAUCAUCACCAUCACCAUCGGAACUGCAAGAAGAAAAGACACAAGAAGCGCAAGAUCCUCGUACACGAUCUGGACGACCAAAGCGUGAAGGUGAUAGACCCGGACGACCUGCCGCAACGUGCCCGAUGGACAAUCAUAGCGACCGCAUGCCUAUUGCUGAUUAUGUGCCUACUAUUAGUUGGAAUCACACUGCGGAUGGCGCCCAUCAUCGACGACAUGGUGCGCCAAGAGAACGAACGACUCAUGCGGGAGUCCCUCGAUAGGGCGAAGAUGAUUAAAAACUACACCGAGUACAACCGGAUGAUUGGCGGCGAUGAAAUUCCUUAA
Anopheles nili is the source of this 2424-nucleotide messenger RNA. RefSeq lists its product as uncharacterized. Lineage: Eukaryota; Metazoa; Arthropoda; Insecta; Diptera; Culicidae. The coding region runs from base 1 to 2424 and encodes 807 amino acids. The record is from RefSeq and is a predicted model, not a curated record. The transcript has 6 exons.